Messenger RNA from Aaosphaeria arxii CBS 175.79, 1545 nucleotides. RefSeq names its product CaaX prenyl proteinase Rce1. The record is from RefSeq and is a predicted model, not a curated record. Gene Ontology annotation, biological process: CAAX-box protein processing. Gene Ontology annotation, cellular component: endoplasmic reticulum membrane. NCBI's taxonomy places the organism in Eukaryota, Fungi, Ascomycota, Dothideomycetes, Pleosporales. Gene Ontology annotation, molecular function: metalloendopeptidase activity. Bases 299 to 1360 code for a protein of 353 amino acids. The transcript has 4 exons.
CUUGAUACCAAAGAUGACGAUGACGAUGAUGGUUUUAAUCAAGAAAGGACAAAUAAUAACGAAAUCGUAAUGCAACGACAAUAGGAAGCCCAUUCAGCCCACCUUUUAAGGCUGCGGGGUAAUCGAGUAAACGCUCUCUAUCACCAGGUAUCUAUCGCUUAUUGCACAUCAUCAUAUCACCCAUCUACCCCGAUCCCUGUGGUUCAGGAAUAGAUCGAUUGAAGCGCGCUCCUCGAAGCCCGUUGGAUUUCGACUUUAUUCCUCUAGCCCUCGUUUUUGGCCUCUUACAGCUACAAAGAUGCCGCCUGUCGGAAAGAAGAUCCACAGCCUACUAGCGGACCGUUUCAGUGCGCUGGGGAGAUUGUUUGAACAACACUUCAAAGGCGCCCCCAAGGCGCCUGCCAUCUCUACCACUACUGCAGUCACUCUAUCGGUUGCCUUUACGAUCAUCUAUGUCGUGCCAUUCUACCUCUCCUCGGCCACGCGGCCAUCGGUGACGCUCUCCCGUGAUGCGCCCUCCUCAAUUCGCGCCCGAGUUCGAGCUGUGACACUCUCUAGUAUCAUCUCUCUUGCCCUGACUACCUACGUGCUACACCAAUCUGGCGAUGUGUCGCCUGCUGGGAUACUCCAUUUGCUUGGACUAUGGCCGAUUUCUGUCUUGGACAUAGUCAAGACGAAUCUGCUAGUGGCUAUACUGUUUGCUGGACCGUUGUUUGAGCAGGGAAUUGUCGAUGGAGGAUGGAGAGACUGGAUACGCUUCAGAGGUCUUCAUGAGACCUUGAGCAGUUGGAUUGGAUACAGGAACUUUGUCGUCGGUCCCACAAGUGAAGAACUUAUCUGGCGCGGAAUGAUCAUUCCCCUGCACAUCCUGGCCCAGAUUUCCGGGACGAAGAUCAUUUUCCUUACACCUCUGUACUUCGGCAUCGCACAUGUUCACCACCUGUACGAGUUCCGCCUCACCCAUCCGGAAACACCACUGGCUCUUGCGGUCUUCCGCUCCCUCUUUCAGUUCACCUACACGUCUCUCUUUGGCUUCUUCGCAGCAUUCGCCUUCAUUCGUACUGGGAAUGUCUUUUCUCUGAUUUUGACCCAUGCAUUCUGCAAUUGGAUGGGCCUCCCCCGUUUUUGGGGCCGUGUCGGCGUGGAGUCGGGAGUGCCAAUCGGGCCUCCCGACGCUGACAAGCGUGAUGAUGACCAAGGGACAUAUGGUCGAGCAUCUUCGUCGAUCCAAUCCGCAGGGCUUGCUUGGACCGUAGCCUACUACGUUAUUCUGAUAGCCGGUGCUUAUGGAUUUUACAGAGGUCUAUUCCCUUUGACUGAGAGCAUCAACGCUUUACCUGUAGUCUUGGUAGAGAGCUGAAGAGCAUAGUAGUUGGUAGUAUUGUUCAAAACACAAGUAAAUAUCGGGAUGGCCAUUCUCGAGCAUGGCAGCUGUCACAGUAACUGAUAUUUUAUAUUCAACUGGAUCAGCACCAAGCAUUCUAUACAUAGAACCGCAUUUCUCAUAUAACAUAUACAUUUUGAAUCUAGAUGCCGUUCAAUUCC